UGAUUGGGACAAGAUAGAAUGGUCUAAAUUCAGUCCUGAGGAGAGACACAGGUUACGUCACCGGAUGAUAGAGGAGAAGCACAGAGGUCAUGACCUGAUGCAUGCUGAAAUGAUAUUAAUACUGUUUGCAUCUAUUGGGGUAGCACAAGUACUCCUCUUCUUAUGGAGAAUAAAACACAGGAAAUCCUACCAGGCCAUUACCUUAUUAGGCAUGUGGAUAAUUCCAUUUUAUUUGUGUGUUCGGUUGAGUUUCUGGAGGAUGAUCAUCGUAUGGUCAAUAUUCUCUAUUAUUACAUUAUUUGUAAUGUUUAAGGCUACUAGGAAGAAGCUUCAUGUCAACACUCCAAGGAUAGUGUACAGGUGGUUCCUAUGGAUAUAUCAAGCUAGUUAUGCUCUAGGUAUCAUUGGGUAUCUAGUAUUAUUACUAGUGUUCACUGGACUGGGACUAUUACUACCAGUUAAUCCUGACGUUAUACUGGAGACUGGAGUGACACUGGUGUUCUAUGGAGUGUACUAUGGUGUAAUGGGGCGAGACUGUGCUGAGGUCUGUCUGGACUACAUGUCAGCUGCCAUGACAUAUACUACAGGAGGUCAGUCGUUACCUAAAAUAGAACUAGCGUCUAACAUGUGUGCCGUCUGUGGCCAGAGGAUUGUCCUACCGACUGAGGACGAGAGUAAUUCUGGUAAAAUAGAAUGGACCUAUAGAUUAGGGUGUGGUCAUUUGUUUCACGAGUUUUGUAUUCGUGGCUGGUGUAUCAUUGGUAAGAAGCAGACCUGCCCAUACUGUCAGGAGAAAGUUGACCUCAAGAAGAUAUUUAAGAAUCCCUGGGAGAAACCACACAUUCUGUUUGGUCAAAUGUUGGACUUUCUACGUUACUGUGUAGUGUGGCUACCAGUGAUACUGGCACUUGUGCAAUUCAUUUAUUACGUGUUCCACCUGGAGUGAUAUUUGAAGAAAUAGUUAAUUUAAUAUUGAACUAAUUAUUAUUAUUAUUAUCUAUUCUUUAUAAUUAUUAUUAUAAUCUAUUCUUUUUGAAAUUGAUAUUAUUUUAGCUCUUAUUAAAAAUUAAUUAUAAUGAUCUGGUUAAAAGCUGGGAACAUAUUUUUAGAAGAAACUAUUAUAAUU
Messenger RNA from Amphimedon queenslandica, 1126 nucleotides. RefSeq names its product RING finger protein 121-like. The record is from RefSeq and is a predicted model, not a curated record. NCBI's taxonomy places the organism in Eukaryota, Metazoa, Porifera, Demospongiae, Haplosclerida, Niphatidae. Gene Ontology annotation, molecular function: metal ion binding; ubiquitin protein ligase activity. The transcript has 7 exons. Gene Ontology annotation, cellular component: endoplasmic reticulum membrane; Golgi membrane. The coding region runs from base 65 to 946 and encodes 293 amino acids. Gene Ontology annotation, biological process: ERAD pathway.